Messenger RNA from Raphanus sativus (radish), 1501 nucleotides. RefSeq names its product phytosulfokine receptor 2-like. The record is from RefSeq and is a predicted model, not a curated record. Gene Ontology annotation, biological process: protein phosphorylation. Lineage: Eukaryota; Viridiplantae; Streptophyta; Magnoliopsida; Brassicales; Brassicaceae. Gene Ontology annotation, molecular function: ATP binding; protein kinase activity; protein binding.
AUUCACUUGAGCAGGAACAACUUCACGGGAACGAUACCUGAGACCAUCUCAGGUCUUGACAACUUGGAGCUUCUUGAUUUUUCUUACAACCAUCUCCACGGUUCCAUUCCUCCUUCUUUCCAGAGCCUCACUUUCUUGUCGAGGUUCAGCGUUGCUUACAAUCAUCUCACGGGGGGCAUACCUUCAGGUGGUCAGUUCUACAGCUUCCCUCACUCGAGCUUUGAAGGAAACUUGGGACUUUGUCGCUCCAUUAACUCUCCUUGCGAUGUUAUGAUGAGUAAAGGCUCUUCACGUAGUCAUGAUAACAAUAAUGGAAAGUUCGGUAGAAGCAGCAUUGUUGUACUUGCGAUAAGUCUGGCCCUAGGGAUCACUCUGCUUCUCUCUGUUAUCCUACUAAGACUCUCGAGAAAAGACGCUGAUGAUCGAGUCAACGACGUUGACGAGGAAGCUCCCUUAUCAUCAUCAUCAUCAAAGAUCGUGCUCUUCCAUAGCUGUGGAUGCAAAGACCUGACUGUAGCGGAUCUGCUCAAGUCUACAAACAGUUUCAGUCAGGCAAACAUUAUAGGAUGCGGCGGGUUCGGUCUUGUCUACAAGUCCAAUCUACCCGACGGCUCAAAAGCGGCGGUCAAGAAGCUCUCUGGUGACUGCGGGCAGAUGGAACGUGAGUUCCAAGCUGAAGUCGAAGCACUGUCGAGAGCUGAGCACAAGAAUCUCGUCUCUCUUCAAGGCUACUGCAAGCACGGGAGCGAUAGGCUGCUUAUCUACUCGUUUAUGGAGACCGGGAGCUUAGAUUAUUGGCUGCACGAGAGUAGUACGGCUCUCAGAUGGGAAGUGAGGUUGAAGAUAGCUCAAGGAGCGGCGCGUGGGCUUGCUUACUUGCAUAAAGUCUGUGAACCUAACGUUAUCCACAGGGACGUGAAGUCGUCUAAUAUUUUAUUAGACGACAGGUUUGAAGCUCAUCUUGUGGAUUUCGGGUUAGCGAGGUUGAUUAGGCCGUACGAUACUCAUGUGACAACUGAUUUGGUGGGGACGUUGGGUUAUAUACCUCCAGAGUAUAGCCAGUCUUUGAUAGCCACGUGUAGAGGAGAUGUUUACAGUUUCGGUGUGGUGCUUUUGGAGCUUGUCACGGGGAGUAGACCAGUGGAGGUUUGUAAAGGGAAAGGUUGUAGGGAUUUGGUGUCUCGGGUGUUUCGGAUGAAGGCUGAGAAGCGUGAAGCUGAGAUUAUUGAUGCAACGAUACGUGAAGAAGAUGUGGAGGAGGAGGAGGUUUUGGAGGUGUUGGAGAUUGCGUGCAAAUGCAUUGAUCAUGACCCUAGAAGGAGACCGUUGAUUGAAGACGUUGUUGCUUGGCUUGAAGAUUUUCCAGUAGAGUCUGUUGAAGAAGAAUGAAACAAACCCUUUUGUAAAGGAUCUUUCUUUAGUUUUGGGAAUGAAAUGAAAGAGUGUAGAUCAGUGGUUUUUGAUAUACAUGUAAAGCUAUGAACUUUUCUUGAUCCAAGAU